Messenger RNA from Neoarius graeffei (lesser salmon catfish), 6098 nucleotides. Its product is annotated as rho-associated protein kinase 2-like. Gene Ontology annotation, cellular component: cytoskeleton; cytoplasm; centrosome. Lineage: Eukaryota; Metazoa; Chordata; Actinopteri; Siluriformes; Ariidae. Bases 379 to 4860 code for a protein of 1493 amino acids. The record is from RefSeq and is a predicted model, not a curated record. Gene Ontology annotation, biological process: regulation of actin cytoskeleton organization; smooth muscle contraction; regulation of cell junction assembly. Gene Ontology annotation, molecular function: small GTPase binding; Rho-dependent protein serine/threonine kinase activity; ATP binding. The transcript is spliced from 34 exons.
CUAAAAGCGUCCUGUGAGAUCAGAGGGCAGGAAUUCCGCCUUUAACUCAGCAAGGAGCCGCCACACACACACACGCACACGCACGCGCGACUUUCGUUUCUUGGCGGCUUGAUCCACAUUUUACGCGUCAAUCUCCAAAAAAAAGGAAUGUUUCCGUCCCAGACCGGGACUAGGUAGACGUGCCUUUCCUCUACAGAUCGUGAGAUUUAAAUAGAAGGACACCGGCAGGAGAGUUUUGCUUGACUGGUUGAGGUGAUCUGUAGUUGGACCUUUGGAUUUUGUCUACUUUUGGGACUUUUUAAGCCCUGAGAUCACCGCGGACUGAUCUUUCUCUCUGUCUCAUGUCUGUGCUGAUUUUGUCCUGUCUUCACUGGCACUAUGUCGCCCGGAGCGGAGAACAGACUUGAGUCUCAGCUCAGAAUGCUGGAGUCCAUGAUCAAGAACCAACGAUCAGCUCUGAAUUUGGAAAGUUUGUUGGAUUCUAUAAAUGCCUUGGCCCUUGACCUGAAUCAUCCUGCACUGCGGAAAAACAAAAAUAUUGAUGUCUUCCUAAGUAGAUAUGAAAAGGCUAUAAACCAUCUGAGGGAACUACAGAUGCAGCCAGAUGAUUUUGACCGAAUCAAACUAAUCGGCAAAGGAGCCUAUGGAGCAGUGCAACUGGUGCGGCACAAGGUCUCUAAGAAAGUGUAUGCUAUGAAGAAGCUCAGCAAGUUUGAGAUGAUCAAGCGCUCAGACUCUGCCUUCUUCUGGGAGGAAAGGGACAUCAUGGCCUUCUCAAACAGUCCCUGGAUAGUGCAGCUGUGCUGUGCCUUUCAAGAUGAGCGCCACCUUUACUUGGUGAUGGAGUUCAUGGCAGGUGGAGAUCUGGUAACCCUUACCAUGAAUUAUGACAUGCCUGAGGAAUGGGCACGAUUCUACACUGCUGAAGUGGUGCUUGCACUGGAUGCCAUCCACUCCAUGGGCUUCAUCCACAGAGACAUCAAACCUGAAAACAUGUUGCUGGACCACAGUGGACACCUAAAACUUGCUGACUUUGGCACAUGCAUGAAAAUGGACAAGUCUGGGAUGGUUCGCUGUGACACAGCUGUGGGAACUCCAGAUUACAUUUCUCCAGAGGUGCUGAUGUCACAAGGUGGAACUGGUUAUUAUGGACGCGAGUGUGAUUGGUGGUCUGUAGGGGUGUUUAUCUAUGAGCUGCUGAUUGGUGAUACUCCAUUUUAUGCUGAGUCACUGGUGGGAACUUAUGGCAAGAUCAUGGAUCACAAAAACAGUCUGAAAUUCCCAGAUGAUAUGGAAAUGUCUAAAGAUGCCAAAGACCUUAUCUGUGCCUUUUUGACUGACAGGGAGGUGAGGCUUGGCCGGACAGGAGUAGAGGAAAUCAAACGUCAUCCCUUCUUCAAGAACGACCAAUGGACCUUCAAUACCAUACGAGACACCAUGGCUCCAGUGGUGCCUGAGUUGAGAAGUGACAUUGACACAAGCAAUUUCGAUGAUAUUGAGGAUGAGAAAGGGGAUGUUGAAACUUUCCCACCUCCUCGUGCCUUUGUAGGCAACCAGCUACCUUUUGUUGGAUUUACUUACUUCAGGGAGGACCAGUUGAUGAGCAAAAAACAAAAUAAUAUAGAUGAGUCAGACAUCUGUCUUGAUGGUGUAGGAGGAAAGGACGACCCUUCAGAGAGAUCUGAGACUGAUGAUGUGCAAAAGAAACUGAUUAAUUUAGAAGAGAAGUUCAAACAUGAGAUGCAAGCUAAGGAUGAACUAGAAAGCAAAUGCAGAAGUGCAAACGAGCGACUCGAUAAACUGUCCAAAGAGCUUGAAGAGGAGAUGAGUGUGAGGCACAGAGCAGAGGAUUCCUUGAGGAAACUGGAGAGAGAGAAAGCCCUGCUGCAGCACCAGAACACAGAAAACCUGAGGAAGGCUGAACUCGAGACAGAGCGAAAACGUGGCUUAGAAAACGAAGUAAGCAGUUUGAAAGAGCAGCUGGCUGAGCUGAAGAAGAAGAGCCUUAACUCACAGAUCUCCACUGAGAGAAAUAUCCAUCUAGAGAGACAGCUGGAAGAAGUGAAUGCUAAGCUGCAAGACAAGGUGGAAGAGUCAGGCCGAGUGAAGAAAGCUCAGGCCGAGGCAGUGAGACAGACACAGCAGCUGGAGCUUUUACUCAGAGAGCUACAGGAGAGACUGACUCAGCUGGAGAGCAGCCGCCUCGGCCUGGAGCAGGACAACCUCAGCCUGCAGAGUGCCCUAGAGACUGAGAAGAGGGAGCGCAGUCUCAGCUCUGAGACCAUCACUGACCUGCAAGUGUGUAUCUCGGGUCUGGAGGAAGAGCUGAAACAAACGAAGAGCUUGCUCUCUAAGGCUGAGGGUGAGAAAAGACAGCUACAGGAGGAACUGACUGACUUGGAGAAGGUGAGGAGUGAGCAAGAGAUCGACCUUACUUUCAAGGUUAAAUCUAUUCAGCAGCGAUUAGAGCAAGAAGAAGAGGAGCACAACGCCACCAAAACCCACCUUGCUGACCACAGCAAACUCAACCAGUCCAUCGAAGAGGCCAAGUCUGAAGCGCUGAGAGACAUGGAGCGUAAGCUUCAGGAUGAGCGUUCAGCUAAGCAGCAGCUGGAGAGUAAGCUGAUGCAACUGGAGAAACAUAACUCAGCCCUGGAUUGUGAUUAUAAGCUGGCACAGAAUGAGCUCCAAGAGCUGCGCUCACACAAGAACAAGCUCACGGAGGAGGUGGAUUUGCUGACUGUAAGAGUAGAGCAGGAAAUGCAGCGGCGGAAUCUGUCCCAAGCUGAUCUGAAGGCUCAGAGGCAUGAAGUCAGCAUGCUACGCUCUUCUGAGAAACAACUCAAACAAGAACUCAACCACCUGUUGGAGCUCAAACUCAGCAUGGAGAAACAAAACCAGGAACUACGCAGGGAGAGAGAAGUUGCUGAUGCACAUCUGAAGGAGUUAAAGGACCAGCUGGAGGCGGAACAGUAUUUCACAAAACUAUAUAAGACUCAGAUUCUAGAGCUGAAGGAAGAGUGUGAUGAAAAGACUAAACUCUACCAGGAUGCACAUCGAAGACUGGAGGACCUUCAGGAGGAGAGGGACUCUCUAGCCUCACAGCUGGAGGCAAGCCUGACAAAGGCUGACUCAGAGCAGUUGGCACGCUCCAUUGCUGAGGAGCAGUACUCAGAUCUGGAGAAAGAGAAGAUCAUGAAAGAGCUGGAGAUCAAAGAUAUGAUGGCCAGACACCUACAGGAACUCAGCGACAAGGACAACACUAUCAGUUCGCUAGAGGAGUCUAACCGCACUCUGACUGUGGAUGUAGCAAACCUGGCCAGUGAGAAAGAGGAGCUCAAUAACCAGCUGAAAAACCUGCAACAGCAGCUGCAAAAGGCUAAAGAGGAAGAGAAGAAGGUCAGCACCAUGAAACUGUCUUUUGAGAAGCAACUUCAGUCUGAGCGGACGCUCAAGAUCCAGGCUGUUAACAAGCUAGCUGAGAUAAUGAACAAGAGGGAUUUGGUGCGUGGUGUUCACCAUGCAGAUGACAGCACACUGAGAAGGAAAGAGAAGGAAAACAGGAAGUUGCAGCUGGAUCUGCGCUCUGAGCGAGAGAAGCUCAACAGCACCAUCAUCAAAUACCAGAAAGAGAUCAGUGAGAUGCAGGCUUUGAUAAUGGAUGAGUCACAGAUGCGUGUGGAGCUACAGAUGGCUUUGGACAGUAAGGACAGUGAUAUUGAGCGUCUGCGCAGUCAGCUAACUUCACUUAGCAUCCAUUCCUUAGACACAACUAGCAUCAGCAGUAUGGGCAAUGAGCAGGACACUGAUGAGCCUUACCCAGUACGCAUCACACAAACACAAACCUCAGAGUCCAUGUCAUUCACGUACCAGCGAAGCUCCAAGCAGGUGUGUAUCGACACCCGGCCAAGUCUCAUCUGCCCCCUCUUUCCUUCUGAGUCUGAGGAAGAGGACAAUGAGGAAGAGAGGGGUCAGCCUCAGCUGGCUUUGGCUUAUGAGAGGCCAGCAAACUUUGAGCCGUCAGAUGUUAGUCUAGAGGGCUGGCUGUCUCUUCCAAGCAAGAACACCAAGAGGUUUGGAUGGGAUAAGAAGUAUGUGGUAAUGAGCAGCAAGAAGAUCCUGUUCUAUGACUCAGAGGAAGACCGUGAUCAGGCCAAACCAUUUAUGAUACUGGACAUCAAUAAACUCUUCCAUGUACGACCUGUGACUCAAACAGAUGUAUACCGGGCAGAUGUUAAAGAGAUCCCUCGCAUUUUCCAGAUCCUCUAUGCCAAUGAGGGUGAGAGUAAGAAUCAGGAAGCAACCAUAGAGCUUUCAGUGGCCGAGAGAUCAGCCUACAUCCCUUAUAAGGGCCAUGAGCUUGUGCCCACACUUUACCACUUCCCCUCCAACUGUGAUGCAUGUGCUCGACCCCUCUGGAACGUCUUCAAACCCCCUCCAGCUUUGGAGUGCCGUCGCUGCCAUGUUAAAUGCCACAAAGACCACCUAGACCUCAAGGAGGAAGUCCUUGCACCCUGCAAAGUGAACUAUGGCACGGCUAAAGAGCUGCUGCUGCUGGCCAGUUCUUCAACUGAGCAGCGAAAAUGGAUCAGUCGUCUUCUCAAGAGAAUUCCACGCAAACCCUGUACUCAGAGUGUGGCAGCCCCACAAGAGCCUCCAGUGGGGUCACAGCCCUCACCGCUACCCUCACCCCAUCUCUCUCCACGAAACUCACCCAAACUCACCUCCAGAGGAGCCAUCAGAGUGCACAGCAGAGCCCCACAAGCCUCCAGCAAGCCCAGCGUGAUAGAGUUUGACCUGAAGGCCUGGGGUUGGGCUCAUGAGGAUGAUGAGGAUGAUGAGGAUGUGUUUGAUUUCUGAAGAUGUGGGAGACUGCAGGCUAACCUUGAAGGAUACUGGAUUAUUCUCAGUGUUAUGUAGCAGACACUGCAGUACAACAGACAAUACAGAAAAUGAAGAACAUGACAUGGGUGUUGUAAACACCCCACCAAACAACACUCCUGAAGAUGUGCCUUUAUAUCAAACAUUUUACAGCAAUAUUAUUUCAGUGUGAAAGUAUUUGAAAGUAUUAAAAUUUUACGUUUGGUUAUACAGUAUGUGUGUGUGUGUGUGUGUGUGUUGAUAAUUAGUGAUAUGACUCAAUGUAUGGCGGCACGGUGGUGUAGUGGUUAGCGCUGUCGCCUCACAGCAAGAAGGUCCUGGGUUCGAGCCCCGGGGCCGGCGAGGGCCUUUCUGUGUGGAGUUUGCAUGUUCUCCCCAUGUCCGCGUGGGUUUCCUCCGGGUGCUCCGGUUUCCCCCACAGUCCAAAGACAUGCAGGUUAGGUUAACUGGUGACUCUAAAUUGACCGUAGGUGUGAAUGGUUGUCUGUGUCUAUGUGUCAGCCCUGUGAUGACCUGGCGACUUGUCCAGGGUGUACCCCGCCUUUCGCCCGUAGUCAGCUGGGAUAGGCUCCAGCUUGCCUGCGACCCUGUAGAAGGAUAAAGCGGCUAGAGAUAAUGAGAUGAGAUGAGACUCAAUGUAUUUGUAUAUUAAAGCAUGAUCUAUUUCUGUAAGGGAGACACACAUGCUGUUCAUUGCAAAUGCUAACUUUUCUCAGUUUAAAGAUUAUUUAAUGCUUCCGAAAGAGCUGUACAGUGGUAUACAUUUGAAAGGAAAAAAAAAGAAAAAAAAUGUUUUAAAGAUGCACUCCACUGCACAGGUUUAAUUUCUGCAUUGUCAGUUCAUAACUGGAACAACCUACAAAAGAGAAUAUGCAAUGUUGAUCCAUAUGAUUUUCUUUAUUCAUGAUGUAUGUAGUAGAAUGAAGAAGGGAAAGGCCACUGACUAAAUACUUUACCAGAAGACAGAAUUUAAGAGAAAAAAAUAAAUGGGGAAUUGAUGAGGUUGUAUUGUCAUUUGUGUGUGUGUGUGUGCGUGUGUGUGUGUGCAGGCCCGCCGACAGGGGGGGACAAAUGGGUAUGUUGUCCCGGGCCCAGGAAUGGGGGGGCCCAGAACUGGGCUCUCAUGAAGUUGCGAUUAUUUUAUUUCAUUUCAAAAUGUGUUGAUUUGGGGGAGAAAUGUGCUAUAUUUGCAUUCAAUAAAUGAUUUCUAGAUCUUU